Molecule: messenger RNA, 1275 nt
Organism: Ostrea edulis (European flat oyster)
Lineage: Eukaryota; Metazoa; Mollusca; Bivalvia; Ostreida; Ostreidae
Exons: 5
Coding region: 1-1275 (424 amino acids)
Source: RefSeq, a predicted model, not a curated record
AUGUCUUCAAUUAUGAGAAAAGAUAGGACAGUGACCUCAUCGGACAGAAUAUGCAGCUGUCAUUUCAAAGAUGGAAGGAAGGAGAACGGCCCAACAUUGUUUCCUUGGAACCAGGGUACUUACUUUGACUUCCAGGAUCCGAAUACAAUUUCACGACAUCAAUCCAGACAAGCUGACCCUUGUACAGAAGAAGAGACUGAGGCAGCUGUUACAUGUAAUGACAGAGAACCUUUGACUACAAAUGAGACUGUUGAUCUGGAGCACACUUAUAUGCGGUCCUAUACAUCUCUUGUACAAGAGAUCAAGGGACUUGAAAAGCAAAUUGCAGAGUUGCAGACAGAAAUUAGUUACCUCCAGUCCAAAAAACAUCCUGUAACAGUUGCCAAAAUAAUGGAAAAUGAAAAGAAGAUGAUGAUGUACACCUCUUUAAAACCAGAGAUAUUUAGCACAACAUUACAGCGGUUCCCUCUGGUAUAUGUGGAUGGGUGGACUCCAAGUGCUUUUUCGAGGUCGGACCAACUUUUCAUGACAUUGAUGAAACUGAAGCUGAACUGUCCCCUCCUUGACCUUGCCGAACGAUUCUGUACCAGCAAAGCCACAGUACAUAAUAUCUUCAUUACCCAUGUUUUUGCUUUGCAUGAAGUGUUUUUUGUAGGCAUGAUGGAAAACAAUAUUCCAUCUCUUCUGAAAUGCAAGUCAUCAAUGCCAUCAAGCUUUGGAGAUUUCAGUUGCUGUCGUCUGGUAAUUGAUGCCACAGAGGUGACGCAGGAUGUCCCUGGUCAGGACAUGGCAGCUCAAUCCCAGACAUAUAGCUCAUACAAAAAUCGACACACUGUAAAGGCAGUAACAGGUGUUGCUCCUAAUGGAGCAGUUGUGUACGUUAGCAAACUUUAUCCUGGCAGUACCUCAGAUGUGGCUAUAGUGGAACACAGCAACAUGUUAGCUAAGUUAUCGCCCGGGGACAUGAUCUUGGCAGAUAAAGGUUUUACCAUCUAUUCACUUCUUCCUCAAGGUGUUCACUUGAAUAUUCCCCCAUUCCUUAAAGAUAAGGGACAAUACACACCAGCUGAAGUUCAGGUUUGCAGAAAGAUAGCUCGUUCAAGAAUCCAUGUUGAGAGAGUGAAUGAGAGGAUAAAAUAUUUUGAGAUUCUUUCACAUAUUCCCCAGCAAUUUCGCCACAUUAGCACAAAGAUUUUUCAAGUUUGUUCUAUGCUUGUAAACUUUCAAGAUCCAAUGAUCGCUGAAAUUGCAGAUAAUUACACUUCCAAUCAGUAA